This is a messenger RNA of Larimichthys crocea (large yellow croaker), 1135 nucleotides long. RefSeq names its product spore wall protein 2-like. The record is from RefSeq and is a predicted model, not a curated record. The coding region runs from base 71 to 1135 and encodes 354 amino acids. Lineage: Eukaryota; Metazoa; Chordata; Actinopteri; Sciaenidae. The transcript has 13 exons.
CAAACAAAAUGAGUUAACAUUAGCAAACAGCAGCUAUAACUCACAUCAGUUUAUCUCAUUAUCUGCAAUCAUGAUCAAACUGUUAACAAUUGUCAUUGUUGCUGGACUGAUAUAUGAAAGCCACCAGUAUGUCAGAGGAUCACCUAACUCAGGGAAAAGAUACGGCUAUAACAAUGGCAAAGGAUGGCAUCAGUCAUGGAAUGAAAGACGAGAAGCAUCCCACUUCAAUCAAAUGAAGCCAGGAUGUUCAGCAGGACAGCCCUGCAACAAUCCCACCCAGAUCAUUAUGGGAUCAUACUUUCCUCCAAUGCAGCCAGGAUGUUCAGCUGGAUGGCCCUGCCACUAUCCCACCCAGAUCAGUGUAGAAUCCAACUGUGCUCCAAUACGACCAGAUGAACAGCGCUGCUACUAUCCGACCCACAUCCAAUGCUGGACACCAUGGUUUGACAGAAAGUCCAUUACCGACGACUGGGAGACCUUCCAGUAUCUUCAUAGAGAGCAUCCGGAAGAGAUCUGUCCUAACCCAGUUGAUAUUCAGACCAAUGGUCAGAAUAUCCGUUUCAGCUGCUAUCCCCCUUUCUGUGGUGGAGGAGUGUGUUGGACCCGCUGGUUUGACAGUGUCCGUUCUAAGGGCUCAGUGUCAGUGCAAAUUAGCCGGGCUACCUGUGACUACCCUUUGUACAUUGAGGCUGUUACUGUUAAAUCAAUGACCCCAGCCACUGACACAGGGGAGAUCUUCAAAACCCUCAAUCCAACUGAGGGAUUUGUUUGCCGUGAUGUAGACCAGGACUGUGACAAAAAACAGUGCAGCGACUACAAAGUUCGCUUUGGAUGCGCAUGCAGUGAUGGCGAUGGCAAUAGAGGUGAAGGCAAUGGAGGCGAAGGCAAUGGCAAUGGCAAUGGAGGCGAAGGCAAUGGAGGCAAUGGCAAUGGAGGCGAUGGCAAUAGAGGCGAAGGCAAUGGAGGCAAAGGCAAUGGAGGCAAUGGCAAUGGCAAUGGAGGCGAAGGCAAAGGAGGCAAUGGCAAUGGAGGCGAUGGCAAUAGAGGCAAAGGCAAUGGAGGCAAAGGCAAUGGAGGCGAAGGCAAUGGAGGCGAAGGCAAUGGAGGCAGUGGAAACAGCAAGAAUAAUCCAUAA